Molecule: messenger RNA, 206 nt
Organism: Dentiscutata heterogama
Lineage: Eukaryota; Fungi; Glomeromycota; Glomeromycetes; Diversisporales; Gigasporaceae
Source: the annotation of a GenBank genome assembly
AGAAGCAAUAGAAAAAAUAUCAGCAUUUUUUGCAUCAGUUAUUUUAACAAUUGCCUUUCCUUCAUGGAAAAUAUGGCUUACUUUUACCAUGACUUCCUUAUGCAAAAAACCAAAGUUAAUUUCUUCCCUGCAAGCAAUACUUCAUGCGGUACAUAUAACAUCUCGCACAUGGAAACACGAAACAGUACUAGAAAAAGAGCGUGUUA